Messenger RNA from Psammomys obesus (fat sand rat), 1888 nucleotides. It is a transcript of the gene Nudt15, whose product is annotated as nudix hydrolase 15. The record is from RefSeq and is a predicted model, not a curated record. Gene Ontology annotation, molecular function: 8-oxo-7,8-dihydrodeoxyguanosine triphosphate pyrophosphatase activity. NCBI's taxonomy places the organism in Eukaryota, Metazoa, Chordata, Mammalia, Rodentia, Muridae. Bases 6 to 515 code for a protein of 169 amino acids. Gene Ontology annotation, biological process: dGTP catabolic process. Gene Ontology annotation, cellular component: cytosol. The transcript is spliced from 3 exons.
GAGCUAUGGCCGCUAACGCGGAGCCGAGGCGGCGGCCUGGUGUUGGGGUCGGCGUGGUCGUGGUGAGCUGCGAGCAUCCUCGCUGCGUCCUGCUGGGGAAGAGGAAAGGGUCGUUUGGAGCCGGCAGUUUCCAACUUCCUGGGGGCCAUUUGGAAUUCGGUGAGACCUGGGAAGAAUGCGCGCGGAGGGAAACCUGGGAGGAGGCCGCGCUUCACCUGAAAAAUGUGCGCUUCGCCUCCGUGGUCAACUCUUUCGUCGAGAAGGAGAAUUACCAUUAUGUCACCAUAUUAAUGAAAGGGGAGGUGGACACGACUCAUGAUUCGGAGCCAAGGAAUGUGGAACCUGAAAAAAACGAAAGUUGGGAGUGGAUUCCCUGGGAAGAAUUUCCUCCUUUAGACCAGCUUUUCUGGGCUCUCCGUUGUUUAAAAGAACAAGGUUAUGAUCCGUUUAAAGAGGACCUGAGCCACCUGGAAGGAUACAGAGGAAAGCACCUCGAAAAUAACAAGAGUCCUUGAUUUAGAAAAAAAAAAAAAAAAAAAAGCAACUUUAGUAAAUGAAAGAUUCUGUGUUUCAGGAGAACUCCAUUUUAUGUGCAAAGCCAGUCACCAGUUUAUUUGCAGUCUCCUACUGUAACUCGGACCCUUAAGAAAGUCUUCCUGGGAUGUGCCGCUGGACUGUCCUUGACACCCAGAAGAGGAUGGAUAAGGAACUUGUGGCUGUACUACCGUGUGGGUGCCAUUGUCAGCUGCAUGAGGCGUGCAAUACAAUUUGCCUUAUUGUUGUAGUUCAAAUGGAGGUUGGAACUCAGAUAUGGUCACUCGAGUUCAGAAGCAGUGUGUCUACUGAAGAAUUCCUCAUGCUUGUUGGUUUCCCUUUGCCCUUCCACUUGAACUCUGAAACGACAGUCUGUGUAACUAGAGAUCAUGACUUCCAUCCCUUAUUUCUGGCAGAAUGUGCUAACUGUGAGACAGACUUCAAUGUGGAUGCUACCAUCAGCGGCCAGGUCGCCUGCAUUUCCCUCUUGCUGCCUGAGAUCUGUGUCUUUGUAUAUAUACUGGGAUUACACAGAGCAGUACAGAUUCCCCUAAUGUAGGGGAUCUCCCAGAGGGCCUCAAGAACUUUCCAGAGCAUCAUGGCCAAAGGUUGAUUGGCUUCAUUUUCCCCCCUAGCAAACUUAAAAUUUUACUGUGGAGACUGAACAGUGUAAUGUCUCACAGAACAGUAUGUGCAGGGCUACCCACUGUUUGCGGUGGAAGCUGUGGGGUUGGUUUUAACCUGCUUCUGGUUUAGAGGGGUCUUUGGGUUUGGGAGGAUCACUUUCUUGGCAUAAGGACCACCUCAGGCCUAGUUAAUAACUGACGCUUCUAAGCAGUCCUUUGGCUGACAUCAUUUCUGUCCCCAGGCAGUCACUGGCCCACUCUGCUGUACAGGCCCUUUCCCAGCUCUUCCUGUGAGGAUGUAUUUUACUAAAUGCAGACAAGCAAGAAAAGCCAGCUUCCUUCUGACAGGUCAGACAUUGAAGAGAUUUGCCAAAAUCUAAAACAAUGAUGGAUUUUUGUUUACAAGAAAACUGUGUUAACAUGUAUUUGACUUUUAUUAUGUGGUCAAUAAACUUUCCUCAUUUUAAAAUUCUAGGUUUAAACACCAUUUCAUAAAAGCUUACAAAAAUAAAAUCUGUGUUUAAGCUUUUAUAAAGGGAUCCAAAACCUAAGGGGGUUGGGCAUUUAGUGCAAUGGUAAAACUACCAUUGCUGGGCUGGGUUCAGCACUCAGCUCCAAAAAAAAAAAACAAACAAACAAACAAAAAAAAGGCAACCAAAAGGGUUUCGAAUGAUUGCACAAGACUAUAGCUCAUUUUCUUUACAAGCUCACUUCUGUUAAUUCUGUCU